Molecule: messenger RNA, 1815 nt
Organism: Podospora bellae-mahoneyi
Lineage: Eukaryota; Fungi; Ascomycota; Sordariomycetes; Sordariales; Podosporaceae
Exons: 4
Coding region: 1-1815 (604 amino acids)
Source: RefSeq, a predicted model, not a curated record
AUGCCAACAGCCUCAAAGGUUAGCCACAUCAUCGGGGCAGUCGGUCUGGUUCUUGUCACCGUCCUGUACAUUGCGCUUCUGCUGAUACCAUGGGUCUAUACAUGUGGCCUCAGCACCGGCCCCGUCUGGGUAUCAAAUCCCAAGACGCGGACAGAGCUACCUCAUGGGGUUGAACCCAUCAAUGUGGACCGCAUGGCCGACUACGACAAAGCGAUCAAGACCAUGAACACCAUCACCUCCAUCGUCGCCCUACCAGUCGUGUACGCCGUCGUCCAACGUGCUGCCAGUGUUGGGUCGGAGUCCAAGCAUAACUUGUGGGACAAUGCCGCCUUGUCGUGCUCUGAUUCUACCUCCAUUCGCACUCUUGUCGUGAGCCAUGAGACCAUCAAGGUUCCAACCUCCUUUCUCGGUCAAGGUGUUAAGGCUCUUGACGCUACACCUCAAAUGCUAGAGAUGUUAUGGCCCGAAGCUGGCCAGGCAUCAGACGUGUCAACAACACCCUCACUCGGCGGGUUUCGUCCAGCCAAUGAGCCGGACAUAAUGGAUCUCUCCCACCAACACAUGUUUGUUUCAUUAGUCCCCAGACUGAACACGGGCUACUACCAAAGCCAUACUUUGCGGAUGAAGAGUCUUCCGGAUUGCAAGGCGAUUGCCCAGUUUCCCCCGGUUUGCUCUGGACCAAGACCAUUUGCAAGAGUCUUUGAAUCACCAAACACCUUGGUGACUGUUUGCGUACCCGGGGCAUCAGGACGCUCGCCAUGGCCGGAAAGGAGCCGAGACAGACGCGAUAUCAAGGAAGAUCUGUUUAUACGGAUGGUCCGGAAUGUUUUGACGGGUGAUGUCCGAAAUCCCUCGCAAAUCAGGCAUCAGAAAACAUACCAUUGCACAGCAACCACGACAAGGGGGUACUUUGAGUUGCCCAACUAUCUCAACGAAGAGAAAGUUGGGCCACUGCUAAACACAUUCCCUGAUCUGGGGUUUGAUGACCUAGAAGGGCACUUUGUCGACGUGAGUCCUAAUCGUGACGUGCCGCUUGACAGCCCCGAUUUUGUUGAAAACUUUACCACCGAUCCAUUCUUAUCCCUCGGGCCGACCGAGCCAUCAAACAUUGCCCCAGGGCCACUCAUGAUCUCCGCCCAGGCUCUUUUUGGUAACCAAACUUGGUUCCACACCCUGGCUCGGGCUUUUAUCAACAGCACGGCGUCCAACAAUGCAUCGCUCCCACGGCUUGACGCCCUGGAGACGCUUCAGAUGGUGUGCUUGGAAAACAACAUGCCUCUGGCACGGUUUUCUGCCUUUCCUCCAGCCGAGAUGUUCAUUUCUGACCGCCGCAUGUCCAAGGAAUGUCAAUCUGUUCUCACUCCCCGGAGCAGGCAAGAGGAAAGAAUCACAGAGCAACAAGCCGCUACCAAGUUGGAAAACAUGAUGAACGACAUCCUUUCAGUGUUUGAACGAGGGCCCAACACGACCUUGUGGACUGCCAUGGUUCUGGCAAACGAAGCCGUCUUGCAGGCCGCCACCCAGGAUAGUACGUUGGCGCGCAAAGUUUUUGUCGAUCUGGGCCAGGUGAUGACGAACAAGCCCGUCCUAACCCAAGGCGCAGUUGUUGGUGUGAGCCUUCUCGUUGCGUUCCAGGUAUUGGGGCUGGUAGUUUUGGCAGUGUAUUUGAUGAUUGGGAGCUUUGAACCAGCCUGGUUCAUGAAGAGAUUUGCGGGCGAUGGGGAGACGGGGGCUGGUAGCAAAGGGGUAACAAACGAGUAUGAUGAGGAACCCUUGAGGGACCUGAGCACGCCAGCGGGUAGUGUGAGAUGGUAG